AUGGUGGACAAUGGGGAAAUCGAGAAGACACCCUCGCCCGUGAAUAUCAACGAGGCGAUCAAGGGGGAGGUGUUGACUCAAAAGACUGCUAGAAUACUUAAGAACGAUCUCUUGCUACACGAGGCUGUGAUAAAAAACGAAGCGGACACCGUUCGCAAAGUGCUCAAAGAGACCGUCGACGUCGAUUCGAGGAACAAUUAUGGUCGAGCGCCGAUCCAUUGGGCCGCGUCCAGAGGAAACACGGAGAUCAUCGAAAUGCUGAUACAGGCGAAAUGCGACAUCGAGGCCAGGGACAAGUUUGGUAUGCGCCCGUUGCACAUGGCGGCCUGGUACGGGCACAGGGACGCCGUGAAGAUGUUAAUCAACGCCGGAGCAAAUGUGUCGGCUGUGAACAAGAAACAAUACACCCUUUUAAUGUGCGCCGCCCGAGGCAGCAACGUGGACGUCGUCGAGUACCUCGCGGAGACUGUGGAAUCGUUGAACGGCGAUGCAACCGACUGCACCGGCGCGACUGCACUUCAUCAUGCAGCCAGUGCUGGUCACCCGACUGUGAUAACAGCUCUCUCAAAUAUAUCCAGAAUCGAAUUGAAUGCCAUCGACAAGAAGGAACAAACACCGAUACAUUGUGCAUGUGCGCAAGAAAACAUGGCAGCCGUUGAGAUCUUGAUUACAUUGGGAGCGAACGUGGACGCAGUGGAUUGCGACGGGAACACACCCCUUCACGUGGCUACGAGAACGAGGGACACUGCUAUAGCUCAAUUAUUAUUAAGGGCGGGAGCUAACACGGAGAUCACCGAUCAAAUGGGUUUCACGCCGCUUCACGUCGCCGCCAGUCAGGGCUGCAAAGGAAUAUUAGACUCGAUGAUUCAACACGGUGCUGCUCUCAACAAACAGUGCAAGUACGGGAACACACCCCUACACCUGGCCUGUCAGAACAACGAAGUCGAAACAGUGGAAAUAUUGAUCAACAAAGGGGUCGAUCUGAACUGUUUGAACACGAGACUGCAAUCGCCGAUCCAUAUCGCCGCGGAGAUGGGCCACACAGACAUUUGCGAGCUGUUGCUUGCAGCAGGUGCGAAUAUCGAGCAAAGAGAACAGAGCGGCAGAACACCGUUGUACAUCGCGGCGAGGGGCAGUUUCACGGCGAUCGUCGACAUGAUCAUUAAAACCGCCAGGCUCGACUAUCCAGCCCCGGAAGCUUCGACGUCUGACAAGGAGAUUCGAGACCUGACACCUGCCAGAAGAAGAUGGAGGGAAGGAUCCAGAGGUGGAAGUAUCUCUAGUAACAAUUGUGGGCUUCCUGAACACAUUCGAUCCGUUCUAUGGAAAUUGGCGUACAAACAUUUGGGCCCUGAAGACUGGAAGAAGCUGGCUCUUCAUUGGGCGUUCACGCAGGAGCAGAUUCGAGCGAUCGAGCAUCAAUACACCGCUCCUAUCAUAGGUCCAGCGAGCUACAAGGAGCACGGAUUCCGAAUGCUGAUGAUCUGGGCGUCAGGAUUGGGUCCUGAGAUCCCUAUAGCAAAGGAGCUCUGCGAUGCUUUGAUCGCGGUCGACAAAAAGGCUGCUGCUGAGUCUGUUCACAAGCAUUUGGAUCAAGAGAAAGAGGGGAAAACGAAAUCGAACAAGCAACGCUGUCAUAAAUGUUCCAUUAAUUAA
Dufourea novaeangliae is the source of this 1656-nucleotide messenger RNA. RefSeq names its product ankyrin repeat and death domain-containing protein 1A-like. The coding region runs from base 1 to 1656 and encodes 551 amino acids. The record is from RefSeq and is a predicted model, not a curated record. The transcript has 13 exons. Gene Ontology annotation, molecular function: RNA nuclease activity; RNA binding; protein binding. Lineage: Eukaryota; Metazoa; Arthropoda; Insecta; Hymenoptera; Halictidae. Gene Ontology annotation, biological process: RNA processing; signal transduction.